GUCUUCCAUUUGCCCUCUUCCACCACAUCAACCAUGUCCUUCUCCCUCACAAGACCCCCUUCUCCAAAUCACGAAGAUCACCGUUCCCGUCAGGAAGUCGAGUCCCUCUCCCAUGCCCUACAUAACGCUCUUCAAGGCAUCUCCAGCCAUGCCCACCCCAAUCAUCAUAACGGUGAAAUGCCAGGCAAGGACAAGGAGAAGCUUCCCAGCCUUGAGAUCGUCGUCGCAUCCGACGUCCUCGCCCUCAAGGGGACAGGAGUAGACGUCGCACCUUCCCUCCUCUCUGGUCACGUCGUCCUUCAUCUCGCAGAGUCCACAUCCUUCAAGGAGAUUACGCUUCAAUUCAGAGGCAAAGCGCGAUUGCCGCCCACCGCGAGCGAACCGAUGAUGUUGAACAGCUCUGGUAUGACGUAUAUCGUCUGCAACCAUGAGUGGUCAUUCCUCGAGGGCGACAAGAAGCACAACCACACUCUAAAGGCUGGACGCCACCUCUUCCCCUUCCAACUUCACAUUGGCGGCUCUCUACCGUCCAGCAUUAGCACAGGCGUCUUCGGUGGCGCAUCAGUGGCCUACAAGCUUCGCGCUGUCGCCGUCCGGCCCGGGUUUGCACAUAAUCUCCUGGCUCAGCUCCCCGUCUCCAUCACUCGCUCAUUCGCUCCGGAGGCUCUCGAGUAUCAGCAGACCCUCGAGAUAGAGAACACCUGGCCCGAGAAACUGAUGUACUCCAUCAUGAUCCCACACAAGGCAUGGGCAGCCGGAGAUACGCUCACCGCCGUCGUCAAAUUCCAACCGAUUGCGAAAGGUGCCCGCGUUCUCAGCGUUUCGACGAUGGUCAACGAGACCGUCAAGCUCUACGCUCGUGCAGGAUGGCAAGAGAACACCAGACCCGUCGUCUCGGCUAAGCACGAAAUCAUUAACGGUCGUGCCGUCUGCGUCGACCACCAGCAACACCGCACUCGCGGGACUCCAGCACACCAGCCUUCCUACGGGCCACGACCGACACAGUCUAUGCCCGCCACCCCUGCUGCAGUCACGCCGUACGGCUCAGGCGGCAACAGUCCUCUCGGGACGCCUAGUUCGCCACUGAACCACUCUGGCUACUUCCCACCGAUGACCGGUCUCACCUCCGAACCCAACAAUCACAGUCCUGACUCCGGACCGUCUUCUCACUCCCAAACUCCUGCGUCCGAAGCGGGCCCAUCGUCGCGAGCGGCUCCCAUGCCCGUUCCGUCGUCCUCCUACUCCAUCCCUCUUGAUUUUGAGCCCUCGGACUCGGAUGUAGUCACCGCCAUCGACGUCGUCGUCCCAUCAACGGCUACUCCCACUCAUGCACUCGAACCCAUCAUCGUCAGCCACCGUAUCCGCUGGAGUAUCCUCAUCAGCAAUCUCGACGGCCACACAUCCGAACUUCGCUGCUCGUUACCUCUCCACGUCCUUGACUGGAGGCUUAUUGACGAGGCCCGUGCCGCUACGGCUCAAACUCGUCGGUUGCUUUUGGGAGGACCAGAAAUUGCGGAUGAGCAGGCGGACGAUAUGGAGCUCCCGAGCUACUCGUCGCAUGUCCGUGAUCGCGUAGCGAACAUGUACUUGCCAGAGGCAGCCACCCUACGCGUUUCAAACCCAUGGGUAACCAACGGCGUCAACCCUAUACAGCCCGCAGAAACCACUCUAUCCUCUGGAUCUCACACUCCCCAUUCCCCGCUCGACGCACAACAAAUCCUCUCUCAACUACCUAACGACGCCGAUGCCGGAAGCGCAAACCUGGAGUACGUCAACUCAGAGCUACUGCUUUCUCUGUCGCAGGACGAACCACCCCGACUGCAGAACCCACCGAUUGAUACUCCGCCGACAACAACGCCUCCUAGCCAACCCGUCAGCCGUCCGGGGUCUCGUGCGCACAGUCGUCGUCCUAGUCGACAUGGGAGUCGUGCUCCAAGCCCAGAACCUCAUGCAGGUGGGAGCAGGCCAGGAAACCCAAACGAUACAUACGUGCACGCGCAGAACCCAGCGAGCCGUGCCUCGCAUGGCCUCUUCAACAUCUCCAUGAAGCCGUUCACGACCAUCUCCUCUCCCUUCUCUCUCAACUCUCGCAGCAAUUCGCAUACGAACUUGGCCUCGCUGACUUCCCUCACCGGACAUGGUCACCAUUCGCCAAGCAAUUCACAGUCUGCCUCUGGCGCCGCAAGUCCUCAACUUCGACCGCAGCCUCCGCCCCUGAGACAUCAGAAUACGUCGCCUGCGACAUUACAUCGGGCGUUCACUGAGGUGCCGGACUAUGGGAUCGCGUCGAGGGGUUUCCUUGGUGGUGUGCCGCCGUUGGCGAGUAUGCAGGGUUUGCCGUCGUAUGAGGAGGCGGAGAGGAGCUCGAGUGAGACGGACUUGGCGGCGAGGUUCGCGAGGGCGCAGGCGCAACAUAUGUCGUUGCCGUCGUUGAGUUUGCCAAAUACGCCGGCGGGCGAGAGACCGAGACGGAUGUUUACGACGGGGGCGCAAUAGUGCUUCGCGAUUGUUCUUCUGUUUUUGGAUGGUAUAUUUGGAUACGGUCCUCGUUCUGCAUAUUAUCAGCGCCGCCUACAUGUUGUGCGCGCUUGUUCCAUAUGGCUCUCCAAACCCUUAUGGGGCUUUUUCUUUGUCGUUUGCUACUCAGGUCCACACUGUAUCGUCUACCUAUAUUAUCUAUCUAUCUCCGCUGCUACCCGUCUUCUUUUCUCUCGCGGUCUCGUCAUCUUCGUUCGUCUUCAUCUGACUUGUACAUAUCCGUAUUAUCCUACCUUCGACCUACACACCCACGCAUCCUUUUGUAAUUAGAUCUCGUCUUCUUUGCAUCUCUUUCGAUACCUCUCGCAUUCUCCUGAUGCAUAUUGAUUCAACUCAUUCCCUUGCCUGCUCGACCUUCAACACCCACCGCUCCGUCUCUGUUUUUCCCUCUUUCUCUCGUCUCUCUUUUUCUUUUCUGACGUUCCUCAGCACUCCAUCUAGACUUUCCCGCUCAUUCUAAACGAAGUUCUCUCUUCCCAAGUCCUUCAACGGGCUUCGAGGACGGACAUAACAUAUGAACACAUACAUGAACAUAUCACGUCGACUAAUGAACGUACAUGCAACACCUCCUUCUCUCAU
Molecule: messenger RNA, 3117 nt
Organism: Stereum hirsutum FP-91666 SS1
Lineage: Eukaryota; Fungi; Basidiomycota; Agaricomycetes; Russulales; Stereaceae
Exons: 2
Coding region: 34-2496 (820 amino acids)
Biological process (GO): ubiquitin-dependent endocytosis
Cellular component (GO): cytosol; cytoplasm; plasma membrane
Molecular function (GO): protein-macromolecule adaptor activity; ubiquitin protein ligase binding
Source: RefSeq, a predicted model, not a curated record